Loxodonta africana (African savanna elephant) is the source of this 2727-nucleotide messenger RNA. It is a transcript of the gene TM4SF20, whose product is annotated as transmembrane 4 L six family member 20. The transcript has 4 exons. The coding region runs from base 586 to 1266 and encodes 226 amino acids. The record is from RefSeq and is a predicted model, not a curated record. Gene Ontology annotation, cellular component: membrane. Lineage: Eukaryota; Metazoa; Chordata; Mammalia; Proboscidea; Elephantidae.
CAAGUCGAUUACCACUCGUGGUGACCGCAUCUGCUGUUACACAGUAGAACUGUUCUGUAGGGUUUUCAUGGCUAUUAUCUUUAAUAGAAACAGAUUACCAGGCCUUUCUUCUAAAGCACUGCUGGGUGGGUUUGAACUGCCAACCUUUAGGUUAGUAGAUGAGAGCAAACAGUUUGUGCUACUCAGGGACCUUGAAGGAAUUUCCAUAACUGGUAAUAAUAUGAAUAGUUUAUAGUAAGCGGAUAUUCUUUUUUCAUAAGGCAUGCUAGUAAAAUAGGAGUGUAUCUUUCUCUGUAAGCCCCUUUCCCCUUCUUUUUAGUUUUCAUCUAUUUUCACGUGUAAAUUUAUCUAACAGCUCCAUAGACUUUUCCCCCACCUUCCUUUCUCCUCUAUCACAUUAUAAAAUUAUCAUUAGUUCCCGUAACAGUUGUCAUAACGUCCUGCCCCAGUGGACUCUGAACUAUUUUCUGUGAUUCAUUUUUCGUAAGUGCUAAACUUUAACCAGAAGGCUCCGGAUAAAAGGCAAGACGGUGCCUCACGCACAUAGCCACUUUGACAGGGUUUCUUAUUGAAUCGGAAGAGACCAUGACCUGCUGUGAAGGAUGGACGUUCUGCAAUGGAUUCAGCCUGCUGGUUCUACUUCUUUUAGGUAUAGUUCUCAAUGCAGUACCUCUGAUUGUCAGCUUGGUGGAUGAAGCCCAACUCCUUCAAAACCCUAUCUCUUGCUUUGAGUGGUGGUUCCCAGGAAUUAUAGGAGCAGGUGCGAUGGUCAUUCCAGCAACAACAAUGUCCUUGGCAGCAAGAAAAAGAGCAUGCUGCAACAAUAAAACCGGAAUGUUUCUUUCGUCGCUUUUGAAUGUCGUCACAGUUGUUGGUGCCGUGUACUGUAUACUGGUAUCCACCCAGGCUCUCUCUGAAGGACCUCUCUUUUGUAACUCUCCAGGCAACAGCACUUUCAGUUGCCAAUUUUCCUGGAAAAACUUAAGUAACAUUCAUCCAGAAUCCUUCGACCUGCAGUGGUUUUUUAAUGACUCUUGUGUACCUUCUACUGGUCUCAGUAACUCCAACACAGCCAGUGGCGGGAGUAAAUAUGACCAGCACAUCAAUCCCACAGAAAACAAAUACAAGAUCAUCCACAUCUCAGCAUUUACAGGUCUACUACUUGUUGGGACUCUUGAGCUUCUGUUUGCGCUCAGUCAGAUAGUCAUCGGUUUCCUUGGCUGUCUGUGUGGAGGAGUCUCUAAGCGGAGAAGUCAAAUCGUGUAGUUGUAAUGGCAAUAAAAUGGAAUUGUGAGGUGUCUGAGUCAUCUGAGAAUUACAUUUAAAACACACUCUCCUAGAAAUAUAAUAAUGGAACAUUAUCUAGAAAGCUGCAUGAGUCAUUUUAAUAUAGAAAGUUGCUUUUAAAUUCACCCUAGAGGUAGCUUUAAAGAUUAAUCUUUCACAUAUAAAGAAUGCUGGUAUAUGCAUAACAGGUUUAUACGAAAAGUCAUCAGUGGUUGACUUUGGGGAGAAGUGGAGAAAAGUUUUCAAUUUAUUUUGUAUCUUUCUGUACUGUGUACUAUUCAAAUUUUGUAACUAUAUUCUGUGUGUGUUUGGAGAGAAACACAGAGAGAGAGAACAAACAAGAAUGAGUAGGAGUUAACAUUAAAAGGGUCCUUUAUACAUUUACUUCCCCUAUGGGGCAGUUCUAUUUUGUCCUAUAUGGUAGUUAUGAGUUGCAAUUGACUCGACAACAAUGGGUUUGUUUUUUAAAUACUUUCACUUCAGGAUAUCCUGAAUAUAAGUCUUUAGAACCAAUUCCCAGCUUACAGGAAAUACAGGGAAGAGGAAGCACUCAGAUAAACCAAAAGGUGGGUUUAUCUGAGAGUAAAGAGGUAACAGCUCCCUUGUUUUCAACAAAAUGUCACAGAAAAAUAAAAGGUGGAGUGGGUUAAGGGAGCUGUUCUAGAUUAAAAGACCAAAGAGACAUGAUUCAAUCAAACCUAUUAUCUAGACUUUGUUGGGGAUAACUGAGGAAACCUGUACAUGAAUUGGGCUAGAUAUUAAGGAAUGAUUGUGAAUUUUGUUAGGUCUGAUAAUGGUUUUAUAAUAAUAGAGGAAAAUGCCUUUUUUAGAAAUGUAUAUUUAUGUACGUGGGGGAAAAUGUCAAGUUUUUAAAAUAUUUCAACAAAAACCUGUUAAUUGUUAUAUUUAGGUGAUGGGUAUAUUGUGAUUAUACUUUUCUGUUUUCCUAUGUUUGCAUUUUUAUAAUAAUAAUUAAAAAAAACCCUAGAAAAAAUACAAUCUUUCAAAAGCUAGUUUCUAUAUAUGACAAUCUUUAAAAGAUAGGAUACACAAGUGUCUUUGCCAUAUUAAAAUAUUAUAAAACAGAUAAAGCUAGAAAACUAUAAUUUUCUCAACGUGAUCACUACUGCAUUUUAUUUCAUUCUUGCGUUUUCAGUGUUCACUGGGUUCAAGUUUCCAGAGAGAAUUUACAAUACCAACUCUAUGGCUUCCCAAAUAAAUCAGCAACAUCAAGAACUUAAGCCUUUUUCCCGAACCCAUUUACUGUAACAAAGACACUCUCCCUUCGCUGCCACGAAUGUGUAUGUAUCCUUAAGGUCUAGCUUACAUAUGUCCUACUUGAGGAAGCCUUUCCAGAGGGCAUGAUUCCAAUAGACUAAGUCAGCACUUCCUCCCCAAGCCACUAUUACCAUACUUGUCACAAUAUAACAUAUGCAUUUU